CCAGUCAGUGCUGGGUGAAGGACCAAGGAAAACCUGUCUCCAGCGCUCUGAGAGCCACUCGAAAUCUUUUGGGGAGCUCAAAAAUUAUGAAUAUGGGAUCUGUCGCUGGAGCUGUUCUCAAGAUGUUACUUCUGUUGUCUACUCAAAAUUGGAACAGAGUGGAAGCUGGGAAUUCAUAUGACUGUGAUGAGCCCCUAGUGUCUGCCUUGCCUCAGGCAUCCUUCAGCAGUUCUUCUGAGCUCUCCAGCAGUCACGGUCCUGGAUUCGCAAGGCUGAAUCGAAGAGACGGGGCUGGUGGCUGGUCCCCACUUGUGUCCAACAAAUACCAGUGGCUGCAGAUUGACCUUGGAGAGAGGAUGGAAGUCACGUCUGUGGCCACCCAAGGUGGAUAUGGGAGCUCCAACUGGGUGACCAGCUAUCUCCUGAUGUUCAGUGAUAGUGGAAGGAACUGGAAGCAGUAUAGACAAGAAGACAGCAUCCGGGGAUUUUCUGGAAACACAAACGCAGACAGCGUUGUGUACUAUAGACUCCAGCCUUCAAUCAAAGCCAGGUUUCUACGCUUCAUUCCUCUAGAAUGGAACCCCAAGGGCAGGAUUGGGAUGCGCAUCGAGGCGUUCGGGUGUGCAUACAGGUCGGUUGUGAUAGAUCUUGAUGGAAAAAGUUCCCUCCUCUAUAGAUUUGAUCAAAACUCCUUGAGUCCAAUAAGAGAUAUCAUAUCUUUGAAAUUUAAAACAAUGGAGAGCGAUGGGAUCCUACUGCACAGGGCAGGGACUGCUGGAGAUCAUAUCACAUUGGAGUUAAGGAAAGGAAAGCUCUUCUUACUUAUUAAUUCAGGUGAGGCUAGACUGACCUCUAGUUCCACCCUGAUCAACCUCACACUGGGCAGCCUGCUGGAUGAUCAGCAUUGGCAUUCUGUGCUCAUCCAGAGACUGGGGAAGCAAGUCAACUUUACAGUGGACGAGCACAGGCGUCACUUCCAUGCCCAAGGAGAAUUCAAUUACCUGGAUCUUGAUUAUGAGAUCAGCUUUGGAGGGAUCUCAGCACCUGCAAAAUCAGUGUCCUUGCCAUACAAACAUUUCCAUGGAUGUUUAGAGAACCUCUUUUAUAAUGGAGUAGAUGUCAUUGGCUUGGCCAAGCAACACAGCCCUCAGAUCAUCAUCAUGGGAAAUGCCUCGUUUUCUUGUUCACAACCACAGUCUAUGCCUCUGACUUUUCUGACCACCAGGAGUUAUUUGGUCCUCUCAGUGUCUUCCAAAGAGGAAGCCAUUUUAGCCAGCUUUCAAUUCCGAACCUGGAAUAAGGCGGGACUUCUGCUCUUCAGUGAAUUCCAGCUGGUGUCAGGCGGCCUCCUUCUCUUUCUCAGCGAUGGGAAACUUAAACUGAAUCUUUACCAGCCAGGAAAGUCACCCAGUGACAUCACAGCAGGUGCUGGCUUAGGUGAUGGCCAGUGGCAUUCUGUCUCCUUGUCUGCUAAAAGGAAUCACCUGAGUGUGGUGGUGGAUGGCCACAUCAGCCCUGCUUCUCCUUGGCUGGGGCCUGAGCAGGUUAAUUCAGGAAGCAUCUUUUAUUUUGGAGGUUGUCCAGACAAAAGCUUUGGAUCCAAGUGUAAGAGCUCUCUAGGUGGAUUUCAAGGAUGCAUGAGGCUCAUCUCCAUCAACAACAAAAUGGUAGAUCUGAUUGCAGUCCAGCAGGGGUCCCUUGGCAACUUCAGUGACCUUCAGAUAGACUCAUGUGGCAUCUCAGACAGGUGUUUGCCCAACUCUUGUGAGCAUGGUGGUGAAUGUUCUCAAUCUUGGAGCACCUUUCAUUGUAACUGCACAAACACGGGGUACACAGGAGCCACUUGUCACAGCUCUGUCUAUGAGCAGUCAUGUGAAGCCUAUAAGCACCAAGGAAAUGCUUCUGGAUUCUACUACAUAGACUCAGAUGGGAGUGGUCCUUUGCAGCCAUUCCUCUUAUACUGCAAUAUGACUGAAACGGCAUGGACCGUCAUACAGCACAAUGGCUCCGACUUAAUGAGAGUCAGGAACACUCACUCUGAGAAUGCGCACACUGGGGUGUUCGAGUACGCGGCCAGCAUGGAACAGCUCCAGGCCGCCAUUAACCGGGCGGAGCACUGCCAACAGGAGCUCGUGUAUCACUGCAAGAAGUCGCGGCUCGUUAAUCAGCAAGAUGGAAGCCCUCGGAGCUGGUGGGUGGGAAGAACCAAUGAGACACAGACCUAUUGGGGUGGUCCCUUGCCUGCUCCUCAAAAGUGCACUUGUGGCUUGGAAGGGAACUGCAUUGAUGCCCAGUAUCAUUGCAACUGUGAUGCAGAUCGGAACGAAUGGACCAAUGACACUGGAUUCCUCUCCUAUAAAGAACAUCUGCCUGUCACGAAGAUUGUGAUUACGGACACGGGACGGCCCCAUUCAGAAGCUGCCUAUAAACUGGGCCCUCUGCUCUGCCGGGGAGACAGGCCGUUUUGGAACGCAGCUUCCUUUAAUACCGAGGCUUCCUACCUCCACUUCCCCACAUUCCAUGGCGAGCUCAGUGCAGAUGUGUCCUUCUUUUUCAAGACCACAGCCCUAUCUGGGGUGUUUUUAGAGAACCUGGGAAUCACCGACUUCAUACGAAUAGAAUUACGCUCACCCACAACAGUGACCUUUUCAUUUGACGUGGGGAACGGGCCUUUCGAACUCUCUGUGCAUUCACCCACUCACUUCAAUGACAACCAGUGGCAUCACGUGCGAGUGGAAAGGAACAUGAAAGAGGCAUCCCUUCAGGUGGAUGAGCUACCUCCGAAGAUACAAGCGGCUCCCACGGACGGCCACGUCCUGUUACAGCUCAAUAGUCAACUCUUUGUUGGUGGGACCGCCACCAGGCAGAGGGGCUUCUUAGGAUGCAUCAGGUCCCUGCAGUUGAAUGGGAUGGCCCUGGAUCUGGAAGAAAGAGCCACAGUGACCCCUGGGGUGCAGCCAGGUUGCAGAGGACACUGUGGGAGCUAUGGAAAGUUAUGUCGCCAUGGAGGGAAGUGCAGGGAAAAGCCCAGUGGCUUCUUCUGUGAUUGCUCUUCCUCUGCCUAUGCAGGACCAUUCUGCUCCAAAGAGAUUUCUGCAUAUUUUGGAUCUGGGUCUUCUGUGAUUUACAAUUUUCAAGAAAAUUAUUCUCUAAGCAAGAACUCCAGUUUCCACGCUGCUUCAUUUCAUGGGGAUAUGAAGCUGAGCAGAGAGAUGAUCAAGUUUAGCUUCCGAACCACACGGGCACCAAGCUUGCUACUUCAUAUGAGUUCCUUUUAUAAAGAAUAUCUCUCAAUUAUCAUUGCCAAAAAUGGAAGUCUGCAGAUAAGAUACAAGCUAAGUAAGUAUCAUGAGCCUGAUGUCAUCAGCUUUGACUUGAAGAGCAUGGCGGAUGGGCAGCUUCACCACGUAAAGGUCCACAGAGAAGAAGGAAUGGUCUUUGUGGAGAUUGAUGAGAAUGCAAGGAGACAAACCUACUUGUCGUCAGGCACAGAAUUCAGUGCAGUCAAGUCCUUGGUACUGGGCAGAAUGCUAGAAUACAGUGAUGUCGACCAGGAGACCGCACUGGCUGCAGCCCAUGGCUUCACGGGCUGCCUCUCUGCGGUGCAGUUCAGCCAUAUUGCACCUCUGAAGGCUGCUCUGCAACCCGGUCCCCCAGCCCCUGUCACCGUGACAGGGCAUGUGACUGAGUCCAGCUGUGUGGCCCCUGCUGGCACUGAUGCUACAUCCAGAGAAAGGACACAUUCAUUUGCAGAUCACUCUGGAACGAUGGACGACAGAGAACCCCUCACUCAUGCAAUCAAAAGUGACUCUGCAGUGAUCGGAGGUCUGAUAGCUGUUUUGAUCUUUAUCUUGCUCUGCGUCUCUGCCAUAGCUGUUCGCAUUUAUCAGCAGAGAAGGUUAUACAAAAGAAAUGAGGCAAAAAGGUCAGAGAAUGUGGACAGCGCCGAGGCGGUUUUGAAAAGCGAGGUUCAUAUCCAGAACGCAGUCGGUGAAAAUCAGAAAGAGUACUUCUUCUGAUUGGCAAUGAUCCUCUUAACUUGCAAGGAUGAGUUCCUUUUCAUAGCCAGGGGCUCUCAGAGGACGAGAACUGCUCUAACCCUGACCGUACAGGCGAUGGAUCUGCAGCAUGGCCAUCUUGCCACGUCCAAGCUCAGGAUGGCUCCAGGCAGUCUCCUUUAGGGAUGGGCUCCUUCUAGCCAUCAUUCUGUUAAGAAAGGAGCUCAUGAUUGGUGUCCCUUUUCAACUUCUGCACAUGAUCAAAGCCAAGUUUAACUUGCUUCACAACUAUGGUUUUUAAAUGUGGAAACUUUAGCCCUUCUCUUCACCCUGUAAAACAUAAGUUCUGUUAGAGGUAAGAACUCAAAUUUGGACUAUAAAUGGCCUUGCUUUACUUCAGACCAAAUGUCCUGUUUGCUUUCGUCUUCACAUGGUGUUGUUCAUGAACCUGGACAUGCUUCUGAGAUCCUGUUUGGCUGGUGUUCGCAUCUUCAAUGGCUAAAAGUCUAUACAUAAAGCCCCUUUGCCUUUCUCUGUAUUACAUUCAAUACAUCAAUAGUC
Messenger RNA from Mus pahari (shrew mouse), 4559 nucleotides. It is a transcript of the gene Cntnap4, whose product is annotated as contactin associated protein like 4. The record is from RefSeq and is a predicted model, not a curated record. The coding region runs from base 87 to 4019 and encodes 1310 amino acids. The transcript has 24 exons. NCBI's taxonomy places the organism in Eukaryota, Metazoa, Chordata, Mammalia, Rodentia, Muridae.